GAAACCAACUGUUUUGCACUUGCCAACUCUCAACUCAAACGUCCUUCAAGCCUUCAAGUCUUUAACAACUUCAUCGUCAGCCUGUCAAAUAAUUUUGGCGCGACCAACAAACAAAGGAGUCACCGAUCCACAAUACUAAGCUUCACUGGUACAGACGCGUGGCUGAUCAAACUAGCCCUGCCUUUUUACAUCGUCCAAUAGCGCCUACCAAUAUCUACUCUCCGUUACCGUUAACAGCAAUUCGUGAAUAUGUCUCAAUCAGCAAGACCAUCCACAUCUACAUCCACCGCCUCAUCCGCAACCCCCAAUGACGCUUCAUGGAGGGCGGGUCUUCGUCCACCACCAAAAGACUUGCGCCCCCAGACAGAAGAUGUCACAAACACCAAAGGAACUGAAUUUGAGGACAUGUUCCUCCGUCGUGAACUUCUCAUGGGCAUUUUCGAAGCAGGUUUCGAAAGGCCAUCACCUAUACAAGAAGAAGCCAUCCCUGUCGCCCUCACCAAACGUGACAUCCUUGCUCGUGCUAAAAACGGGACAGGCAAGACCGCUGCUUUCGUUAUACCCUCAUUACAGCAGAUUGAUGUCGGCAAGAAUAAGAUUCAAGCCCUACUCCUCGUCCCUACUCGCGAACUUGCCCUCCAGACAUCCCAGGUCUGUAAAAUACUGGGAAAACAUAUGGGUAUCCAGGUCAUGGUGACCACAGGCGGCACGACCCUCAAAGACGAUAUCAUGCGCUUAUCAGAGACGGUUCAUGUUCUCGUUGGAACACCGGGACGUAUCCUGGAUUUAGCAGGCAAAAACGUUGCUGAUCUCAGCGAGUGUCCUGUGUUUGUCAUGGACGAGGCAGAUAAACUUUUGUCGCCCGAGUUUACUCCUGUCAUGGAGCAAUUACUCUCUUUCCUUCCUACGGAUCGUCAGGUCAUGCUUUUCAGUGCAACCUUCCCUAUGAUGGUGAAGGAUUUCAAGGACAAACGCAUGAGAACUCCUUACGAGAUCAAUCUUAUGGAGGAGCUCACCUUACGUGGUGUUACGCAGUAUUACGCUUAUGUCGAGGAGCGACAGAAGGUCCACUGUUUGAACACCCUUUUCUCUAAAUUGCAAAUCAACCAAUCCAUUAUAUUCUGUAACUCUACCAACCGCGUCGAGCUACUCGCAAAGAAAGUAACAGACCUCGGCUAUUCCUGUUUCUACUCGCACGCAAAGAUGCUUCAGUCACAUCGUAAUCGCGUGUUCCACGACUUCCGCAAUGGGGUCUGCCGCAACCUAGUCUGCUCAGACCUAUUGACCCGAGGAAUUGAUAUCCAGGCAGUCAACGUCGUAAUCAACUUUGACUUCCCCAAGAACUCGGAGACGUACCUCCACCGCAUUGGUCGUUCCGGUCGGUUCGGGCACUUGGGUCUUGCUAUUAACCUGGUCACUUAUGAGGACCGUUUCAACCUAUAUCGCAUUGAGCAGGAGCUUGGUACCGAGAUUCAGCCCAUUCCCCAGGCUAUUGACAAGGGCCUUUAUGUCGCACCCAGCGCUGCUGAGGAGCCUGCCCCGCAGAAGCCUCAGCCCCAGCCUCAGCCUCAGCCACAACCAUCUCAGCAGCAGCGACCGCAGGCACCUUCUCAGCAAACGUCAAGUAACGGCCGCCAGAACGGCGCAGCGCCUGGACCGUCACAAGGGCAGCAAGCUCAACGGGGUGGUUAUGCCAACCACGCAGCGUACCGUAAUGGCACUCCUACACGAUGAGCUCGUUCUUUCAUGUUGCGUGUAGGAGGGAGGGGGAGGAGACCAUCACCGCUCGAUCAUUCUCAUCCUUUAUCGUCAGCCGCCAUCUCGACAUCUCGUAUUCCAGGGGUCGUGUUUCCCUUUGUUCGACAUCGCCUGUCCAUCCAUCUCACUGCUCUGGCACCCGUCACAUCUUGCGCUCCAUCCUUUUUUUCUCACGUCUGGUUUUGCGUGUUCGAUUAUAUAUAUCAUAUUAGGUUAUACUACGCUCUUAGUCUGGCCCCUACGUACGUACUCCGAUCGGGAGUCGAGUUUUUUUGCUGGUGAUGAAUGGUGUGUGUGGUGGUUGGUGGUGUGGGGUUUGUGUGGUGUGGGAGGUUGGGGUUGGGGUUUCGAAUUGUUUGUGUAGUUUUGACUUUGUCUGGCGC
Suillus subalutaceus is the source of this 2141-nucleotide messenger RNA. RefSeq names its product eukaryotic translation initiation factor 4A-like protein. Gene Ontology annotation, molecular function: ATP binding; RNA helicase activity; mRNA binding. The record is from RefSeq and is a predicted model, not a curated record. The coding region runs from base 250 to 1734 and encodes 494 amino acids. NCBI's taxonomy places the organism in Eukaryota, Fungi, Basidiomycota, Agaricomycetes, Boletales, Suillaceae. The transcript is spliced from 4 exons. Gene Ontology annotation, biological process: P-body assembly; cytoplasmic stress granule assembly. Gene Ontology annotation, cellular component: cytoplasmic stress granule; P-body.